AUGGCCGGCUUUACGCUGAUCACCAAUCGCUACUCUUCCAGCGUCACUCCUGUCAUAGGCUCUCUCGACGAUACUGCUUUCCUUCAGAAUGAAGCCAGCAGAGCCUCCAUUGUGAUCAAUGGUACGGGUCAAAAUGGCGAAGCCGUUCAAGCCUUGAUCGAGGGACUUGCCAAGAAUCCGCUCAACAGCAUGACCAAGGAAAGCGAAAAGCCUGUCUUCCUGCACAUCUCUGGCACAGGCAAUGUCACCCAUGAUGUCCUAGGUGUAGCCAGUCCACGUGUGUGGAACGAUUCGAGCGAUUACGAUGAGCUUAUGCGCAUCGACGAAAGCCACACUCAGGUCAAGACCGACAAUGUCGUCCGUCGGGUCGGCAAGGAGCUGAACGUCAAAACACUCCUCCUGUCCCCACCAACGAUUCUAGGUCGCGGGACGGGACCGGGAGCGCAGGAGACGGUGCAAGAGCUCUGGUACAAUGCUAUCAUUGACAAAGGCGCGCCUUUCCUGCUAGGCAAAGGAGAGAACGUCUGGAGUACCGUGUCAGUUAGGGAUCUCGGUAAAGCAAUCUUAUUCGUCGUCGACCUUGUACUUGACGGAAGUGACAGAUUGGAGUUUGGCGAUCGGGGCUAUUACUUUGUGGAGGCCUUUGAGCUUAGCCUCAUGGAUCGGGCGAAAGCUGUCGGGGAGAGACUGGUCAAGGAAGGCAAGAUCGAAAGCGCCGACGUCCGAUUCCUAAGCGAGGAGGAUGUUGUCAAGGAGCAUGGACCACUCUUCGGCUAUAUCCUGGGAAGUAGCUCGAGAGUCAGGGCCGAUCGCCUCAAGGAGCUGGGAUGGCGGCCCACCGACUUUGAUUGGAAGACUCUGGUCGAGGAGCAUGGCGGUCGUCGGUGCUAG
Molecule: messenger RNA, 891 nt
Organism: Cyphellophora attinorum
Lineage: Eukaryota; Fungi; Ascomycota; Eurotiomycetes; Chaetothyriales; Cyphellophoraceae
Exons: 2
Coding region: 1-891 (296 amino acids)
Source: RefSeq, a predicted model, not a curated record